GCUGCUGCUCGACGGCGCCCAGCGCGACGUAGUACACGUCCGUCGAUCGCCGCUAUCGAUCUGUCCGGCGGCAUCUCGCAGGCAUCGCGAGGCGAACGCUCGAUUCCAAGAUGUUACCCUUGAUACUGGCGGCGUGCCUCCUGGCCGUAACGCAGGCCGGGUGUCCCAUGAGGCCGACGGUGGAGCAAACCUCCGCCCCGAGGACACCGGGCGACGGCGGCUACAGGAUCCUCAUGAGCGGACAGGCGAACGGAUACAUUCCCAACGCGGUCUACACGAUUAGCCUGCAAGGCUCGCGAACGCACGAGAGGCUGCAACAGUUCACGCGGUUCACGCUGACGGUGCAUUCCCAGCACGCGCCGAACAAUCCCGCGGCGCGUAUCGGUUACUUCCAGUUGUUCCCGGACUCCUUGACCGGCUUCAACGAGGACUGCAUCAACACCAUCUCCGAGGCCACCGAUUUCCCGAAGUCGGAGGUCCAGGUGAUGUGGCGGGCGCCGCCCACCGGUGCCGGAUGCGUUAUCUUCACCGCGAUGAUUCUGGAGAACAACGUGCGAUGGUACGCGGAGGACGGCGCGCUCUCCAAGACCGUCUGCGAGUCCACGAACCCCGACGCCGAGAGUCUGAACGAGAGGGGGUGCUGCGCUUGCGACGAGGCGAAAUACUCGCUAACUAUGGAGGGCAUCUGGUCGAAUAGAACUCAUCCGAAAGACUUCCCCUUUUCCGCUUGGCUGACCCACUUCAGCGACGUUAUCGGCGCCUCUCACGAGCCGAAUUUCUCCUUCUGGGGCAGAGAUCACGUUGCCACAGAUGGUUUCCGACAACUGGCUGAGUGGGGUUCCGCGACGGGCGUCGAAGCGGAGCUCAGAGCGAAAGCCAGCCAACUGAAAACCCUUAUCAAAGCUACCGGUCUCUGGUAUCCCAAUGUCAACACCAACACGACGACGAAUUUUAGGGUAGACCGCGGACAUCCUCUGCUCUCGUUGUCGUCCAUGCUGGGUCCGUCUCCUGACUGGGUGGUGGGUGUGAGCAAAUUGAAUCUCUGUCAGAGCGACUGCACCUGGGCGAGGAGUAUGAUAAUCGACCUGUAUCCUUGGGACGCCGGCACCGACAACGGCAUCACUUACAUGUCGCCGAAUUCCGAGACGAGGCCGCGCGAGAAGAUGAAGCCGAUCACGACUUCCUACCCGGAGGACCCGCGUUCCCCGUUUUACGACCCGAGCGGCAGGCCCAUGCUGCCGUUGGCAAGGCUGUACAUCAACCGGGAGAAGAUCAUACCGCGCGGAUGCAGCGAGGAGCUUCUGCAGCAGCAAGUAACCGAGCUGGAAGUGGCCGAAAACACGGAGGACACGUCGAGACCGGAAUGCCAGACGACGGAGUACACGGAGUGGUCGUCCUGCUCGGUGAGCUGCGGUAAGGGUUUAAGGAUGCGCACGAGGUCAUACAGAAUGCCCGAUAAAGCCAUCAUGUUCCAUUGCAACAGGCAGCUGGUCUCGAAGGAGAUGUGCGUCGCGUCUAUAGCGGAAUGCUCGGGUGAGGAGGAAAGCGAGGACGUAACGUCGUUAGGGAACAAUGACCCUCUCUGCGAGACCACCGAUUGGAGCGAGUGGUCGGAGUGUUCCAACACGUGCGGCGUCGGUCUGAAGAUGCGAACGAGGAGAUUCCGUGAUCGUCGAGGCCGCAAACGUUGUCCGCUCGUGUCGCUCGUCGAGAAGGAGAAAUGCAUGGAGCCACCUUGCCAGCCGGGAACGGAAGAGCAGAUUGAUCCGCUUUGCAAGGUGACGGACUGGUCCGAUUGGUCACCAUGCAGUGCUACAUGUGGCAAAGGUGUGAAAUUACGGACCAGGUUGCUGAUGGUUGAGCCGUCACAGCAGGAGGAAUGUUCCGCGCGCGUGGAGCUACUUCAGCAACGACCGUGUCUGGUCCAGUCGGAUUGCACAUUCGACAUGGCCACGGCGAAAGUUGUCUGCAUGGAGGAGGCGGACAUCGGGCCGUGCAGAGGUUACUUCCAGAGGUGGGCUUUCAAUCCGCAGAAAUUGAUGUGCCUGCCGUUCGCGUACGGCGGAUGCCGCGGCAAUCGGAAUAAUUUCCUCACGUCGGACGAGUGCAACAACACCUGUGGCAUAGUGCGAGCCGCUCUCACCGGCCAGCCUUUCAACGAGACCGUGAUCCAAAGUCAGCUACCUACCGAACCGUUUAAUCCUCCUCCGGUGGACUGCGUGAUGACUCGUUGGUCAAGCUGGACACCCUGCACUGUCACUUGCGGCGUCGGUAGUGUACUGAGCUACCGUACUGUCAAGCAACAACCCGAGAACGGAGGUCGUCCUUGCCCGAAGAGGUUUACUCGUCGUUACCGGUGCGAGCUCGCUCCGUGCGAUAGUUAAAAGGCAACGAUAUCACAAGCCCGUAAUGAGUGCGAGUUACAGUUAGGAUAUACGUAGAAUACACACAGAGAGCGAACGUCGCUUUCUGAUGAUGCGUUCGCAUAUCGAUAAAAAUGAAUCUCUACAAAAAUAAGUUCUCCUGGGACGCGCAUGACUUAAGUCGCACACGCGAGUGCGCAAAGUGGAUCAUCGCCACCUUCUGCUUGCAAAUUGAGCAUUUACGGCUCACCUUAAUCACCUUCGCCUUGUAAUUUUCCAUGAGAUCGUUUCUUUGCGGCGACGAAAGUCACAACAGAGGAACGAAGCAGUUUUAAUCAGUGAAAUCGAUCGAAGAAAUGCUUAACUGUCAAGUAUCGAAACAGGGAGGCGCUACAAUUCAAUAAACAUGAGACGAUUUAUGCCACAAAAUUGAUCCACGUCGAACGUUACGGGAUAAAUAUUAAUCGAUGCUUUUAUUGACUAUCGGUGUACAUUACUGCCGGUCGUUCACUGCCGAUAUUGCUUGUCUCUUAUUUUCUCUUUUCCCCCUUUUUUUUUAUUCAAUCAAUUUGAGCGACGAACGUCACACGUCGCGUCCUAUCCUCGGUAGAAAAUAAGCUGGGUACGGAAUUAAGCGGAUGUAUCAGAAUAAAUGAUAUUUUAUUAAUGGUCA
This is a messenger RNA of Dinoponera quadriceps, 3036 nucleotides long. RefSeq names its product spondin-1 (gene fat-spondin). Gene Ontology annotation, molecular function: serine-type endopeptidase inhibitor activity. Gene Ontology annotation, biological process: cell adhesion. Lineage: Eukaryota; Metazoa; Arthropoda; Insecta; Hymenoptera; Formicidae. Gene Ontology annotation, cellular component: extracellular matrix. Bases 111 to 2384 code for a protein of 757 amino acids. The transcript is spliced from 12 exons. The record is from RefSeq and is a predicted model, not a curated record.